GUCCACAUCCUGUCGUCUGCCUGAUCUCUCUUCUCGACUUGACCAGCUUUGCUGCGCUUCACUACAGGGACGCGCCUGGGCCAUGCCGGCUCUUCGGGCGGAUGCGAGGUUGGCACGACUGAGCGCCUCGAGAGUGGAUGGUGCGAGGAGCACGCGGGCUUCUGCGAGGGCGACAAGGGCUGAUGCUUCGUCAAGACGACGCGCUGAUGGAGCAGGGCCGAGCAGUAGCUCGAGGGCGCUCACGAUUGACUCGGACGACUCAGACAAGGAGGUCGGAAGCGAAAGCUCCAAGCCAGUCGUACAAAGCGAUGAGGAGGAAGACGAGCUAGAAGACGACGAGGAGGACGCGGCCGCUGCUGCUGCGCGUCGAAGGUGGGCGCAGGCGACGCCGACUCCAUCCUCGAGCCGGCCAACGCGCUCUCGUCGUCAGCACCAGUCAGACUCCAAAUCAAAGACAAUGUCGAGGAGCAAUGGCAAGGCAAAGUCGAGUCAUAAGGCAGGAAGGCAGGCGCCUGUGAAGCUCGUCAUAGAUCUGACGACCGCGAGCGAUGAGGGGCCGAAGAAGAGGAAGAGAGGAGGAAAGCGACGCAAUGCGAUAGCCUCGAGCGACGUUGAGAGCGCUUCGACAGAUGAUCAACGGAUGAAACGGAAAAGAGCUCGACGCAAGACCAGAAGGGAGGAGGAUGAGAUCCGGAAUAGAAGCGGGAGAACGGCUGCGCGCCAGGCAAAGGGCAAGCUCAAGGUAGCACCUGCGCUGCGUUUUCUCGCCGACGAUGAGGAGGACAGUGACUUUGAGGAGGAGUCAAGUCCAUCGACGAGUGAACGAUCUAGUGGGACAUGGAGCAGAGACAGAGGAGCGCUUCGAGACUUUGUCAUUUCAGACGGCGACGGCGGAAGCGAAGAUGACGAGACUGAGGAGACAAGCUUGACACCACCAAGGCUGACCAGGUCCAUGCGACGGAGUGGCAAGGCUGCCUCGUCCGCUCUCAAGACCAGAAGUGGCAGAAACAAGUGCAGAGGGUCACCAGCGAAAACCAGAUCAGGUCGAGGCCCAGGCCCGCCGCGGAAAAGGACCCCCCAUCAUCGCUUAGCUACAAGCUCGGAGUCAGAUACAUCAGAAGAUGUGUCUCCUACGAGCGAAUCGGAUGAAGGACCACGACGUCCACGAAAGCGAGCGAUCGGGCGCAAAGCCAAAGCCACUGACGGUGCAAAUUCGAUCGGCAGGCCCCGAAAGCUGCCGCAUCUAUUCAUGGACCUGUCCGCGCUCGACAAGGAUGAUCGCGACAAAUUUGUGCCAAUGCUCGGCAUUCCUGACGUCCCUAAAGAAAGAAUCAGCGAGUUCCUUGCCCGACGAACACACCGAACUAGCGCCAAAUAUGGAUUUGAGAGCGACCAAGAGGACGGAGAGAAAUCAGAGGAUACUGUGCCUCAUUCGGGAGGGGAGCAGGGAGGACGACGGCGAAGAAGGCUUCGUGGAUCCAGCAUCCUUUCGGGAGGAGAAGAGCUCACUUCCGAUGACGAGCGUGCCGAUGCUGUCGAGCCAAAGGACAAGCACUGGGAUUCCUGCGCUUGCGGACGCAAACCUUCACACCUCAUCCUGCGCAAGCUCCUUCGCCGAAGAGAAGCACUUUCACAGCGCGAUCGCCGUUCCCGUCGACGCUAUGCUGACGAUUUGUCACCUUUCGAAAAGAACGAGGAGAAGAUCCUGGAAAUGGAGGAUGCUGGCGGCUGGCUUGAGUGCUCCUCCUGCUCUGCCAGUCUGCACUGGGCCUGCCUUGCGCCCUCGCGACAGAGACGCAUUCUCGCAAAUAUCAAUAUUGAGGAACAGGCACGUUGUCGAGCGUUAAACAAGGAGGAAGAGUAUCAACAAGUAGAAGGUUUCGAAGCUACCGAGAUGCUCACCACUAUCGAGUGCGACAACUGCUUCCAUCCUUGGGGCUGGCGCUGCAUCAUCUGCAACUCCGAUCGCGACGCGAAUCCGCAGAACCAGGUGGGCCUGCUGUUCCGGUGCAAGCGCUGCUUGCGCGCCUGCCACUAUGAGUGCCUUCAGCAAGUUGAGGGCGACGAUACGCUCAACGAAGCCGCUGUGGCUCGUCAGACGAACGAAUGGAAGUGCUUGGACUGCGAAAGCUGGAGUGACGUCGAGCAAAUCAUUGCAUGGCGGCCUUGUGAGACACCAAACGUCGCCCCGGAGCCAGCGACGGUGCCCGGCCAGCCCACCCCCAUCUAUACGGCCUCCAACGAUCUUCCUCGCGAGUACCUCGUCAAAUUCAAACAUCAGUCCUACCGCGAGACGCAGUGGGUGCCACACCGGUGGCUCAAGAUUGUGAGCGCCUCGCUCCUUUCACGCUUUCUCAGGUACGGCAGUGGCGUGGAGCUCGAAGGCGGCCACUCCUCGUCGAGUCAGAGCGCCUUGACAGGACCACCCCGGAAGCGCAUCAACUUCGUCACGGACGACAUGGGUGAAGUCGAGGCUGGACCCCCUGCUCCCGCGCCCGAUGCUCAGGAACGUAUCCCUUCAUCCUGGAAGACGCCGGAGAGGAUUCUUGACGUCUUCUUCCGCGCCUCCUCUGUCGAAGGUCUAUCAGAUUCGGCGCCACGGCCACAGAAGCGGAGGAUUUACCACACUCAUCAGCAGCAGAUUGCCGACGAGCUCAAGUCCAACACCAACCUUGUCCACAUAGACGAUGUCGAUGAGGAUCUCUUGUCUCCAGACGACGCUGAGGAGAGGAUCGAUUGGGUGGCUAAAUGCCUGAUCAAGUGGCAGGACGUCGACUAUCAGAAGAGCACUUGGGAGAAUGUACCGGACGGCGAUGAUCCCGACUUCUUGGUUUCAUUCCGCACCUUCCUCCAGGGUCGUCAGGUCGAUCUGCCUGAUUUUGAGCCGAGAUCAAAAAGGAUUAAAUACCAGGAAUUAUACGAGCAGCCAACGUACGUCGCUGGUGGCGAGCUGCUCGACUUCCAGCUCGAAGGCUUGAACUGGCUCCGCUAUGGCUGGAUGACGGACCAGCCAAAGAUCCUAGCUGAUGAGAUGGGACUGGGCAAGACUAUCCAGAUUAUCAGCUUUAUCGGAUCCCUCCAUCACGAAUUUAACCGUGGCCCUGUCCUCAUCGUCGUACCCAAUUCGACGCUGCCCAAUUGGGUCCGCGAGCUCGAGAAAUGGCUGCCAUCGCUACGGGUCGUGCCAUUCUGGGGCGGCAAGGACUCGCGUGCCGUCGUCGAGCAGUAUGAGCUGUUUCAUUCAAAGGAGCAAGAGGGCCGCCAGCCUCUCAAGGCCCAUGUCGUCAUUACUUCGGAUUCGACGGCUCGAUUGUCACUCGAUGUGCUCGACCGUGUGCCCACGUGGGAGGCGCUCAUUGUCGACGAGGGGCAGAGCUUGAAGGCGGGCGAUGGUGGUCUGCUGUACCAGAAGCUCGCCAGCCUGGACACGGUCUAUCGCCUGAUCAUGACAGGCACGCCCCUCAACAACAACAUCGGCGAACUGUUCCACCUGCUCAAGUUCCUCAAACCUGGCGACGAGUGGGAUGCUAUUGGAAAGCUCCGCCGCAAAUACGAGAUCCUCACGCCCGAGCUCGUCGACGAACUGCAGCCCAAGCUCAAGCCCUUCUUUCUCCGUCGGCUCAAGCAGCAGGUGGCCAAUCUGCCGCCCAAGAUUGAGAUCUUCGUUCCCGUUUCGCUCAAGCCGGUGCAGAAGCGCAUCUACAAAAGCCUCAUCGAGAGCAACGUAAAGGACAUACAAGCCCUCAUCGCGAGCAAAGGAAGCAAGGCUCGCCGGAAGAAGGCCGUGACAAGUCUGAACAAUAUUCUCAUGCAGCUGCGCAAGUGCAUUCAGCACCCCUACCUUGUCGCGCCUGAUCUCGGGGAGUUCGACCUCGAUGAUGGCGUUCAAGAGGUGCAAGAGCAUGAGCGAUUGAUCUUGGCUAGUGCCAAGAUGACGUUGCUUCGGCAGAUGCUUCCGAAGCUCAAGGCGCGCGGGCAUCGCGUCUUGAUCUUUUCGCAAUUCGUGAUCCAUCUCGAGCUGGUCGAGGCAUUUGUCCAGGGAGAGGGCUAUAGCUAUCUCCGUCUCGAUGGCCAAGUCGGCCAGAGGCAACGGCAGAGGGGAAUCGACGCCUUUAACGCCCCUGGAUCUGACAUCUUCCUCUACCUUCUCUCGACUCGCGCUGGCGGUGUCGGCAUCAACCUGGCUGCCGCGGACACUGUCAUCAUGCUCGAUCCCGACUUUAAUCCGCACGUCGACAUGCAGGCCAUCUCGCGUGCUCACCGGAUUGGCCAGACGAAGCGCGUGCUCGUCUUUCGACUGCUCGCAAAGAUGACGGCAGAGCAGCGCAUCAUUGAAAUGGCUCGCAAGAAGCUGGUAUUGGACCACCUCAUCGUGCAAAAUCUCGACAACGAAUCAUCGUCAAGGGCCGAGGAAUUGGAAGAUAUCCUCAGGUACGGUGCGAAGGCGCUCUUCGAUCAAGACGGCACCGAAGAGAACGAGCGGGAUAUCAAGUACAAUGAUGAAGAGGUCGAGGCGCUCAUCAACCGCGCCGAGACCGAGGAGGUUGACGGAGAGGACGAAGAGAGAUCGGACCCGUUGGGCGCGUUGGCCUUGCCUGCGGUGUUUGAGCAGCCGGCGAUGACGGAGGACGACAACGCCGAACAGCAAAUGGCGGCCGAGGAACGCCUCGACAUUGGCGAUGCCGACUUCUGGGAGGAGCUUCUGGCAAAUAGUGCUAAGCAGAACGAGCAUUCGACGAGCGAAAUUACCCUGGAGGGCCAAACAGGGCGCGGCAAGAGAGUACGCAGGCCCGUCAAAUACUUUCAGGCGUCCAUGGGCCCCGACAGAGAUGAUGACAUUACAGUCACGAGGAAACGCAAGAAGAAGGGUCGGCAGCAAGGAGGCGGGAGCGAGAGCGAAGAUGCCUCGUUUGAUGAGGAGCAGCUCCGUCGCUCGGAAUCCCCAGACGAUCUUGAGGGACAGGUCGUCAAUGACCGCAAUGCGCUCGCGGAGGGCAAAUUCAAGCGGAUCAAGUAUCCUCGCCCGCCUGAAACGCCCAUCAAAAAAAAGAAAUCGCAGAGAACAGAAGAGACAGACGAGGCAUUUGCUGUCCUGACCCGGUUGCCCCACUCCAUCCUUCGGGAUGUCUUGGAUGCAACUGGACCGGUUCCAGAGCCUACCGCCCCCGCCGAGCGACCCCAACUGACGAACGCUCACUGCGUCUUCUUCCACAAGGCUCUCAACUACCCCAUGAACCUCUUCCCGCACGCUUUCAUGCUCGUCGAGUCUCGUCAUCUGCCCGCACAAGUUAUUGAUCUUCCGGACGAGGGUGCCAGGCUUCUGAACAAGCAAGUCGUCGCGUCACACCUCUUCAAUGCAGCACGAAGAGCUCUUGCGGCCUGGAAACGGGUCGCGGGCCACUAUGCGCAGGACCUCGAGGCGCCAUCGCACCACCGACAGCACCUCAACGAGCUUCGCGUGCUCCUCAUGACCACCGACUCAGGGCGGCAACUGUCUCACCAAGAAGCUGAGCAAUUCUGCGAACAUGUCCGGCAGAUGGCCGUUCCAGAUCUCGAUAUGCUGGCUGCGGCCGCUGUACGCAUUCCCGGCGCUGCGGUGCAGCAUCAGGCACUUCAGCGCAUCUUUUGGCGGGUCGAAAAUGAGUUUUCCAAGCAGAGAGCCCUCCUCUCGCUUCAAAUUCCCAAGGUCAGCAUGGCAGACAGAUUAAGAGCGAUUGCUGGAACCAGCACGAGUCCGUUUGCGAGGGGGAACGUCAAGGUCUCAUUCACCGACUUCACGGUGCGAAAUGAAGUGCGGAAGACGGCGACGCAGAUCAUCAAUGCGAAUGAGAAGGGUGUCACGAAGCCAAAUGCGAGGAGCUCGGACGGCACGAGUGCAGGGGACUCGUCAGGCAGAUAUCGAGUUCAGAUUGAUGAGAAUGCCUACAAGAGGAGGAAGCCGGGCAGGCCGCCGGGAAGUGGCAAAGGCGCUAAGUCCACAGAACAAGCUACAAACAAGCGGGCAGAGAUGUCGGCGCAGGAGAGGGCUCUUGCGGCGGCGGGUCUGCUUCCGGACGGAAACAUUCGAGAGACGCCCGCUCCUGGUCCCUCUACUUCGGCGGUGGCUUCGACGUCGGCAAGCGCAGUCGCUGUGCCGAGACCGAGACCUACACCCGUCAGGCAGUCUGCGCCUGAGUCCAGGGGACCUGUCGCUGUCGUCACAGAAUCUGCGCCUGUGCAACCGCAGGCUACUGGCACGACUACGGCGGCCGUGAGACUGGCGGGCCCUUCUGUUGCUAAUUCAAAUGGCCAAAAUAGCGCCAGCACCAAUACUCGGCCUCCUUCGACGUCGAACUCAGCUGCGCAUAAGCGGGACGAGAAAUGCUUCAUCUGCGAGAAUUCACCGUACCACUACAUUUCAAAGUGUCCAUUCCUCUUGGACCCGCUUGCCGCACGGGACCGCUUCAACCAUCUGCUCGACACCGUCGUGCUCGAUCGGACCCGGACAAAAGAGGAAAGGCAGGGCAUGCGGAGGCUGCUGAUUUUCCUCAAGUAUGCGCUGGACAAACGGGAGGAGGGAGGGGGCCUGAGAGAAAUGGUGUCGCAGGAAGAGAUUGUGUAGACCGUUUCUUUUCUUUACUGGCUACUGCCAUGAAUGUAUUGUACGAGCAUACAAAUGGUC
Acaromyces ingoldii is the source of this 6661-nucleotide messenger RNA. RefSeq lists its product as hypothetical. Gene Ontology annotation, cellular component: nucleus; chromatin. NCBI's taxonomy places the organism in Eukaryota, Fungi, Basidiomycota, Exobasidiomycetes, Exobasidiales, Cryptobasidiaceae. Gene Ontology annotation, biological process: negative regulation of transcription by RNA polymerase II; chromatin remodeling. The record is from RefSeq and is a predicted model, not a curated record. The transcript has 2 exons. Gene Ontology annotation, molecular function: DNA binding; ATP-dependent chromatin remodeler activity; ATP binding. Bases 83 to 6601 code for a protein of 2172 amino acids.